UUUAAUUUUGUCACUUUUGUGACAAUCGUACAUUUUUGGAAAAAUAAUGUUACAUUUUUGUUUUGUAUAAUGUAACUAUAUGGAAUUUACGUAAAAAAUAGCUUUAACAAGAGGACAUGAUUAGGCCUUACAUGACAACAAAAUGGUGUAAGAUAUUAAAUAUGAAAUCAAUGAAGCCAAGGACUGAAGAUGCUGUCUGCUUACGCCAGGUUUAUUGUUCGUCAUUCUUACUUAACCCUUUUUAUUAUAAUCGUAAUCUGCACACUCCUCACUGUCGUUCCUUUAGUAUGCCACAAUCUUCCUUCAUUUUCCGAACCAAUAAUUGGAUUCGAAACAAGAGGUACAAAUUUAGCCGAUCGUUUCAUAGCUUGGGAAAAUCUUAUUGAUGAGACAAGACCCUCAAGAAGGCUCGCUGUUAAUCCUAAAGAUAUAGAAGACCAAAUAAGAAUGAAUCAAACUUAUCAUAAUAAAAUAAGGAAAGAUAAGUCUAGGUCCGGUAGAAAACAUCCUAAAAAACAACAUCACAAAAGGAAAAAGAAUAACAAUACAUUUGCGACAACAUUAUAUCGCUCACCAGAAUUGAACACAACCAUAGAUCAUGUUCAUUGGAGUUAUGGAAAGAAUGUUUCUAUUGAAGAUGAGAAUGCAGUUUUCCUUAAAAAUCAUACAAGAAAGCAGUGGAAAUCCCUCAAAAAAAUGCAGCAAAUCCCUGAUUACGUGUUUCAUCCUAAUUAUGCUUCCGGUGUAUGUGGUGCACCAGCUACAGACUAUGCCCAUUUAGUUGUUACUUCCACUGAUAAUAAAUCAAUGCUUUCUUUUGAAAAUGUAGAAAAGGUUUGUCAAUUGCAGUCCUUGCUCAUGGAAUUGGGUGAAGAAGACUAUAAUAGACUGUGUGAACGAUCAUCACACUCUGAGGAAAUGUGCUGCCCAAUAUGGAGCGUGCCAAAUUAUAUAGCUUUAAUAUCUGGUAAGAAUUCAUGUGAAAAUUUAACUAGGGGAGAUGUUACUAAUGUUGUAAAUAUUUUAAAAAAAUGUGCAGGUUAUUUUCACAAUUUUACUCUCAUGGCCUCCUGUGAACUAGACAGAUGCCGAGUGCCAAAAUAUUGUUCACAGUAUGAUGCGGUAUACAACUUGUUGUUCUAUAUUAUUGAUUCAGAUGCCUUCUCACCGCCUACAUUUUCUGAGACAUUUGUUAAAAAUGUGAUGAUCUUUCUGCCUUUACCAACAAGUAGUACUGUAAUGCCCUAUUAUAUGAAAUUGCAAGGUUCAACUUUACACACAUCUUAUGGCACACUUACUAUACCAGCCAUGGAACUAGGAUUAAAGAAUGCAUUAUUUGACUUGUGGAUAAUAGAAGACACUUGGCUGAUAGGGCUUGGAGGCUUUUUUGUAUUUAUAUGUGUCUGGGUGUAUACAAAAUCAAUAUUACUUACAUUGUUGCUGUUUACAGCUAUAGCAUAUUCUCUCGGUAUAGCAUAUUUCUUAUAUGUGUAUGUAUUUAAUUUAGAGUUCUUUCCUUUCAUGAAUCUAUUAGUCAUAGUCGUUGUGAUUGGAAUUGGAGCAGAUGAUGCUUUUCUCUAUGUCAAAGUUUGGAAAAUGGUAAGUAAACAGCUUAUAAGAGACAAUGUUGUAGUUGAUGAAAAUGGUUUGACUGAUAUCAAAAAUGUUUCAAGUGCUGGUGAGACAAUUCUCAUACAAAUAUUAGAAGAAACCUUGAAACAUUCAGUCUUGGCUAUAUUCAUUACUACUUUAACAACUGCAGUUGCGUUUUUUGCAUCAUAUGUCAGUUAUAUUCCAGCCAUCAAUUGCUUCAGUGUUUUUGCGGGUACUGCAGUUUUAGUCAACUUUUUAUUAAUGGUAAGUUGGUUGCCAGUGUCAGUAUUUAUAUUAGAUGUAAAAUUGUGUAUUAAUAGGUGGUUAAUAUUAAGUUCAAUUAGUAAAGCUAUAUAUGAGAUUGGAGGGGAUAUCAAAGUCAUACUUAACCGAUUUAUUAUCACUUGUAUUAUGCGUUUGCAUUUAUUUUUUGUAGUAAUUUUGGGUGCUAUUGGAAUCUGCAGUAUUAUAGUAGUAUUUUAUUAUCCUGGUCUUCAACUGCCAGAUUCAAAACAGUUUCAACUGUUUCAAACAUCACACCCUUUUGAGCAGUAUGAUAUUUAUUUUAGGGAUAAAUUUUUAUUUGAAAGAUUCGGGAGAGAUAUAGGCGUAGGUAGUAGAAUGCCUUUAAGGUGGAUAUGGGGUAUAAAACCCAUUGAUAAUGGGAAUCACAUGGAUCCCUUUUCAAAAGGAAAACUAAUAUUUGAUGAUAAUUUUAGUAUAUCAAAUCCAAAGUCUCAAACAUGGUUAUUAGAUUUUUGUGCUAAAAUAAAGGCUCAGCCUUUUUAUCAAUCAACAUUAGGGCCUCUCUUGCCAAAUUGUUUUAUUGAAACUUUCAAAGUUUACAUGAGCAGAAGAUGUAUUGACAACAUAGACAAGAUAAAUAGAACACCAUGUUGUGAAUCGUCACAAUUUCCCUACACUAAGGAGGUCUUUGAUUUCUGUAUUGUUGAAGCAAUGGAAUCUCUUUAUCAAACUUCUCGCGCACUCUUUAUGCCUGGAGUUGCAGGCCCUAAAUUUAUGAGAAGUUCCUACCCUCCUACAGUAGCAGCUAUUGUUGUGGAAUUUGAGAGUGUGGUACCAUACACGAUGUCUUACACAGCAAUGAAUGAUUUUUUUAUUCAAGUUGAAAACUGGACCAAACAAGAAUUAGAAACCGCACCUCUUGGAAUGAGAUGCGGAUGGUUUUUAUCCGAUCUUCAAUUUUAUGAUCUGCAAAAAACCUUAGCUGGUGGUACUGUCACGGCGUUAUUAUUGUCUGCUGCUCUAGGUUUUAUCGUACUUAUACCAUCAACAUUUAGCAUUAUAAUUAGUGUUUGUGCUCUCUUAGCAAUGAUGUUUUCUUCAACUGUUACAAUAGCUAUACUCGUGCUUAACGGUUGGAAAUUGAAUAUAUUAGAAAGUGUGGCUAUAUCGACAUCAGCAGGGUUAGCAGUAGAUUUUAGUCUACAUUAUGCUCUAAGUUUUACAAAUGCCAGUGGCACAAAAUCUAGUCGAGUUAAGUUUGCACUAUCAACUUCUGCGGGACCGACUGCUGCAGCCGCACUCACUACUGGUUUUGCUGGUAUAUUUCUAUUACGGUCGAAUCUCCUCCCAUAUUCACAAAUAGGUACUUUCUUAGCGUUAAUAAUGUCAGUAAGUUGGACUUAUGCAACUUUUUUUCUUUGUUCGUUACUUAAUAUGUUUGGGAGAAAUUCUCUUAAAGAAGUACCUACCGAAGAACGAAAAACAGUGUCUCGUGUAAGUUCUAUUUGUUCGGCUGUACCCAAUUUGGAAAGCCAUGAAUUAGAACACUUAGCAGAUAGUAAUCGUACAAAUAUUACUCAUUCCCACAGUCCAUCUAGUAUAAGUGCAACCACUGUAGUUUUACAUGACGAUUUUGAAAACUCUUUGAAUAAAAUUGAGAAAAAACCUUCUGUUGACUUAAAUAUUGACUGAAUGUUAGACUUAGUAGAUUGUUAAUAAGAGCAUUGGGCUCUGUUUUGGAGUAUUAUAAGUAAUUUAACAGUAUUAUAUUAUGCAGAUAUUUUUUGUAGUGCUCUAUAUUUUCAAUUUGUGACUUUAUACUUUAUUAUCUCGUUAUAUUUCUCUAUUUUAAGAUAUUCAUUGAAAUCUGUGAAAUAUCAAAACGUAUGAAUGUUUACGGUGACAAUAACUAUCACAUACUAGUUCACACGACAAUAUAAGAUCUAAUCGAGCUUGGACAAUGUUGUAUAAUGUAUUAUUUUGCUUAAUUAUGUUACAAAGUAUUUUUUCAUAAAAAUAAUACGGUCACUAGUAAUUUAAGAAGGUCAUGUCAAUUUGCAAAUGUUCAUAAGAAUUAACUUAUAAAAAGUAGACUCGCAAAUUGUUUACUGUGAAUAAUAACCUACAGAUUAUUCAUUGUUAAAAAAGUUGCAGAAUAUUUUUUAAUAUCAACGAAUUACCUGCACUAAGCAACUUAAUUCAAGAUGGUAUGUUUUAUGGUACGCAUAAAUUCUCACUACACAUUACAAAUGUUAUUUAUAAUUAUUGUUAAAAGUGUAAUUUUAUAAAUAAUUAUAAAAUUAUAAACGGUUAUAAAACCGUAACCUAAAAUUUUAUUUGGAAAACGAUUCUUCGUUCUAGUCUGUUGGCGUAGCGCUUUAUUGAACGAAAUUAACAGUGUGAGUGGUACAGGCUUAAGGGAUGUAUCAUAUUAGUUCAAGUGCUCGAUGGCACAUUGGCAUGACAUUAAAAACAUUAAUGAAAGCUAAAACUACACCGAAAAAAAAGAUAACGCAUUUUCCUAGCUGAAUAUAUACAGACUAUGCUAAAAAAAAAUCAUUUUCUUUCACAUAAACUCUUAUGUACAAUUUUACAUUUUCAUUUCUAUCUGACAUCACUUGUACAUAUUCGUCAUAAAUUCGUUAUAUAUUCCAUGUAUAUUUUUUUACCAAGGAUUACUCCAUGCCGAAGCUGUAUUUAUAUUGUUUUUUUACGUAAGAUGAGAAAAAGUUGUAAGUUGUCUUGUUUAAUCAUUAACAUUCGCAUAAUCGUAUUUGUGGGUGUCUCGUAAUAGGAAACUCAAACAUGAUAAUUUGUUAUUUAUUUUAAGUCGCACUGUUUAAUUAAUUUCCAUUUGGUGCUUCUUAUUUAAGAACAUCUGACGAGUAUUUAUUCGAUGUGUUGGACAAUUUAUUGAAAAUAAUUAUGAAGUAUUGUAAAGAGUCAUAAUUACUGUCAUUCUGGUGUUGAUCAUUAGCCCAGUCAAAAGAAACAAUCUUUCUUCUGAGUAAAAGGUAUAUAUUGUUAGGUUAAUCUUGUCUCAUUUGGUAUGAUGUAAAUUUUAUAGAUGUUUCCAUACCAAAAUAAUAAGUAAUGAUUUUAUUGAAUAAUCUAUGGUACAGCGGUAAAUAAAUAAAGCUGAUUAUUGUGUUUGCAUUUCGAAACUAUAUAUUCUACUGUUUGUUUUACCAUUAAAAUACACUGUUUUGACAUUGUUUCCUAGUUCAAUAUGUACUUAA
Messenger RNA from Vanessa atalanta (red admiral), 5078 nucleotides. It is a transcript of the gene disp, whose product is annotated as protein dispatched. The coding region runs from base 190 to 3531 and encodes 1113 amino acids. NCBI's taxonomy places the organism in Eukaryota, Metazoa, Arthropoda, Insecta, Lepidoptera, Nymphalidae. The transcript has a single exon. The record is from RefSeq and is a predicted model, not a curated record. Gene Ontology annotation, cellular component: membrane.